AUGCUUCAACGAGUCCAGUCACGUACGCAGGGCGAUCGCUUGCUGGUCCAGGAACGAGUCGAACAGUCCAAACAGAUCUUACAGAAGAUGGCCAUGGCCAUGCAAAUCAGCCGACGCUUUGAGAUCAGGGUAGAAGAGGUGGAUGGCAUGUUGAAACCCGAACUCACGGAGGUAUGGACCGCCUUGAAGACCGCCGUCUCGGCAGGCCACGCCAUGUUUCUGCGCAUGACGGGUGAAGCGGGGCCGAAAGAAGAGCUGCGCUUCCUGGUGAAGGGCUUCCAAAAUUUCUUCGCCGCCUCCUGCAUUGCCGCGGAAGGUGCUGCAGCGGAGGGUUUGCCGGACUUGAAAGCUUUGCUGACCGAAGAACACUGGCAACAGAUGCUGGAAAUGUUGGGAGAGGCCUGGCCUGGGAGCUACGUGGAGAUUGUGCAGAAUCGCCUUGGGCAAUUCAAACCCACCAGCAAAGACAACUUCCUACACCUGGCGGCCAGGGCUGGUCAUAGGCCCGUCUUUCAGUUGCUGCACAAAUUCCCAGAGCGACACCGAGAAGAGUUGAAUCAACGUGGCGAGGAAGGAAUGCUGCCGCUGCACUUAGCCGCUCAGCUGGGGCACACCCUGCUGAUUGAGUUGAUGCUGAAAGCGGGCAGCUUGAUCAACGCUGAGGACGCAAAUGAACGCUUGGCGGUGCACAUCGCCAUGCGCAACCACCACUACUCCACGGCGCAGUUCCUGAACGAUCGCUGGCUGGAGAUCUUUGGCAGCGCCAAGUCCUCUGAGAGGCGCUCGCGGAAGGCAGAGCAGUUGGCGCAACGCAUGGUGAGCCUCAACGAGAAGGAAUUCUUGUCUGUAGCCAGCGAGACCUUCACAGAGUUGGGUUUCUUCAGCCAGAAAGAGUCAGUGGACAAGAAGCGCACGGUGGGCGCCUUGUUGGCGGUCUUCUGGAUCGUGGCGGAUCAAUACGACCAGUUUGUGCGUGGACAAGAAGCCUCCAAUCGGCUGUCGAAGAAUUCCUGGGAACACCUGCAGGACUGGACGCGCAACACCGUGCAUUUGACCAAGAGUCACUCCAUGGUGAGCGCCAUGUUGGUCUAUGUGGCGAUCAUGAACGUGGGAAAGAUCAAGCCUUUCCGUGCGGCCUUUGCCCCCGAAGAAGAUGAACCGACGGAAGCCUUGGCUCGAAUUCUUCAUCGCAGCCCCAUCUUGGUGCCCAGUUUUGCCAAGUUGGAAGCGGAGCAGCAGCAGAUCAUCCUGCGAGCCCUGAAGGCCGACUUCAAUUUCGGCCAGUUCCUUCAAGCUGAAAACCUGCCUGCGAGUCUGUUCACCGUGAGGCAGAUCCUGCAGGAGGGCGGAGAGGACGGCGCCGGCUCCGGUGACAUCCUGGGCUUCUUCCUCUUCCGUAUCUUUGCAGCCAUGUGUGGCGUGGCUGGGGCCAAUAGCUUGGAUGGUUCCAUCUUUAUGACUGAAACCAACUACAAGAACUUUGAGGUGGGCUUGGACACUUUGAUGCACUUGAUGGAGGACGGGGCCGUGAAGGUCUACGACCGUUUCCUGGAAGCGCGGGCCCGGAACCAGGGCCUCAACUUCCGCAUGGAUGGCAACCGAGAUCAACGUGCUUUGGUGCGACUUGCCUGCAUGAUGCGCGCCUUCGACCAAGCGGCCGGGGAACGCAUCCAGGCGGCCUGGCUCCGCCUGGAGGAGGACAAGCGAAACAAACUGGUGGAAUUCCUGAAUGCCGAUGGGGUCAAAAUUACGCCCGGGUUUCUGCUGUACCAUGCGCCCAGCUUUUUGGACAACGCCAAGAAGAACGAAGGCAACUUCCCCUUGGAGAUGAUUUUUGAGGUCUUGUUGCAAGUCUAUGAGGCGGCGGCCAAGGAAUACGCCAAGUCGGAGCAGAAGGUGAUCACCGUCAUGGUGGAGGCGCUGGCGGAGUUCGCGAAGAACUGCAAGCAUACCGACGUCUUCCAAUUUGUGAAGUUCGAGAUCGCCAGGACUCCCGGACAGAAAGGCGAGGUUAUGGGUAAUUUGGUGAUCAGCCCAUGGCAGCUGGUGGUGGACAAACAUCUCUUGGAUGGUUUCGAGAACGAAGCCGGGAAGAUGUUUAUUGAGCUGGUGCCACAAACAGGGCUCAAGGAGAACGUCUAUUUGAAGCAGCACUUGCCCAAGAUCUUCCCAGAACUAGGUUUCUUCCGAGAUCAAGACGACCAUACCAAGUAUUUAUGGCGCGAAACCCUGGGACGUCUGCUGGUGAUCUACUGGACUGCCACGGAUCAACCCGAGGCCUUCAUGCGAGGUCAAGAGAUCCAGAAGAAACUGACGGAGAACUCGUGGUCCAAGUGCGGGAUCUCAGCGUGCGAUCUACUUCUGUUGGGGGACCAGCUCUACCCAUCCUCUGUCGCCAUGGCGUCCGCGGGGAUUGCAUCGAUGAAGCCAAACGUGGCCGCCAGCAUUGUGGAGAAGAUGGAGGUCCCAGCGGCCGCCGAGAUCUUGGAUGAGAUGAAGGUUGCCAGCGCUGGCGCCAUCGUCACAAAGAUGAUAGAGAACGACAGCCACCAGCGCGCCUCGCUGAUCUUGGCGGAGAUGUCCAGCGGUGCGGACCUCCUGGCCGAACUCAAGGCCUCAGACGCCGCCUGGAUCGUGGAGGAGCUCGACGCCAACAGCGCGGCCGGCCUUUUGUGCGACAUGGCCUACGUGGGCGCCGGCUACGUCCUGGCAGAGCUGGAAACGGAGCAGGCGGCGCAGAUCCUGCAACAGCUGAAGUUGGAGGAUGCCGCGUACAUCUUGGACGACAUGGAAACAGGUCCCGCAGCCGCAGUUUUGUCCGAAAUGGACAGUUCGCAAUGUGCUCCUUUCCUGGCUCAGAUGGUGCCAGAUGCGGCCGCACUGAUCCUGUCAGAGUUGGAAUACGACUAUGCUGCUGCCGUGCUGGCCGCCAUGGAGUAUGAUGCUGCAGCCGGGCUGGUUCAAGAACUGGAGCCUCCCGCCGCCUGCGGCAUCCUCUCCGAGAUGGAGCCGGCCGACGUCGCAGAGGUCGUCGCGGUCAUGGACUACGACGACGGCGCGGCCACGGUGCUGGCCGAGUUGGACCCGGACCACUGCGGCAAGAUCGUGUCUCUGAUGGAGACCUCGGUGGCUGCAGGGAUCGUCGCUGAGAUGGAAUACGAGAUCUCCGCCGGCUGCUUGUCGACCAUGGACGAAGACGUCGCCUGCAACGUCCUCACGGAGAUGGAUGCGAGCGUCGCUGCGGGAGUGGUCUCCCUGAUGGAGGCUGAGCAUGCCGGGAACAUCCUCAUGGCAACAGAGUCCUAUGCAAAGGUUGCCGAGAUCUUUGAACAUCUCACAGAGGAAUGUGCUGCAGAGGCUCUGGAUGAGAUGGAAGCCGAAGCGGCCGCUGGAAUCAUUGGACAUUUAGAAUACGAGGUCUCCGCUGCAGCAUUGAAAUUGAUGGAUUCCAGCCAUGCGGGAUACAUCUUGGAGAACUUGAGCGAUGAGGAUGCGGGCUACAUUUUGGAUCAGCUGGAAGCUGAGGAUGGCUGCCGGAUCGUCAGCGAAGUGAAUGGUUCGGAGGAGGCUGCAGCCAUGCUGCAGCACCUCGACUAUGCGGAUCAAGCCAACAUUCUGUCGCCCAUGGACGAAAACCAGGCAGCACAUAUCUUGGGCGCCAUGGAUCCAGAAGAAGCCUCGUACGUGGUCUGUGAGUGGGACGGAGACGUGGAGGCAGUUCUCGAAUAUCUUGAGCCGGAACACACUGCAGACAUUUUGGGUCACCUGGAUACCAGCACCGCGGCACACAUCGUGUCGGGGAUGGGGCAUCAGUUUGCCGCCAAGUUGAUGUCCCUCUUUGACACCUCCCACGCCAGUGGCCUCGUGUCCGAAUUGGAAUACGACCAAUCUGCGGACAUUUUAUCGAAGCUCAAGGUGACCGAUGCGGCGACCAUACUCGCUGACUGCGAAUAUUAUGACGCAGCCUGCGUGCUGGAGAAGAUGGAUAUGGCCAAGGCCCUGGCUUUGCUUCGGAGUGGAUUCCUGGACCAAGACGACAUCUUGGAGGAGAUGCAGAAGGCGCCCGCCGCGGAGUUACGAAGUCGUCUGCUGAAACGAGCGAAGACCUCCUGAGGGCAGCGAAGAUGUCGAGGAUACUUGGCUCAACUGAAACCUGGAAAGCCCUUACUGUAAGUGAUGUGCGCGGCACUGCUGCAUACUGCUGCGCUUACCACCGAAGGGGAGCAGGUCAUGAAAGCAAAGACUUUCUCGGUUUCGAUAUACUUUUAAUGUCUUUCAAUCGCCGGUGCUUCCAGUUGCAAUCAUCCGCGCCAAAUGCGUCAAGUGGUC
This is a messenger RNA of Cladocopium goreaui, 4329 nucleotides long. Lineage: Eukaryota; Dinophyceae; Suessiales; Symbiodiniaceae. The record is from the annotation of a GenBank genome assembly.